GUUUUAUCCCUGGGCCAAACAAUACAUUCCAAGCUGAAGAUAAUAUUGUGUGUGCGCCCAUCUUCUCCUGGCUGCCAGCUUUGAUAAUACACUGGAGAAUCGGCAAGAAGGCACUGCCUGGGACAUCCAGAGCCAACACAGCCAAAAAGAAACUAAGAAAACGUUCUAUACUACGGGAAGAGUCCAGAGAGGUGAUAUACAUUAGGGAGAAGUCACGUGUGCGUGGAAAAGUGGAGAAACUACGACAAGAUCUCUAGAAGAGCCAAAUCAAAGAGACUUGCAACAAAGUUGCAUUUGUGGAAGAGAAGGUCAGAACCCAAAGGAGGAAGGACUGCCAGAAAACCACAGAGCCUGGGAGACCGAGAACUGAGAGGACCCCAGUGAUCGAUAGAGGUGGGAUACAUUUCCAGUGGACAUCACACCACCAUGUCUACUACAUUGGUCCUUCUCCUGUUUUUGGUCCCAUUGUGUGUUAGGAUGGGGCAGAGCUGUGAGAUUCCAGAUGGCGACCGCACAUUCAUCCUGGACAAGGUGAAGACACAAAUUAUGGAGGCGCUGGGAUCCCCGCCGGUUUCUGCCUUGUCUCAAGAGUCACCGGACAAGCCUCAAAUACCUACCAGAGUGGCAAAGAGGAUCCUACGGAAAAGGAGCAGCCAAAAAAGUUCUGCUGUCAUUGAGGACACUUCUCAGGUCAUCCUGUUCCCCUCUUCAGAUGUUCUUUGUGAGACUCCAGAUGUUGAAGCUCUUAAAACUGGAGGUGGAAACACCUAUACGUAUAUCUUCCGCCCUUCCAGUCACAUCCUCAGUCGUAGAAUCUCAUCAGUGCAGUUCUGGUUUUAUACUGAAAAAUCCACAACGGACAAACCUACCUUGCACCAAACCAUGCCCACUAGGGGGGCGCCAGAGCUCCGUUCAGCAGUUACUAAUCAGUCUCUUUGCCAUGGGCAGAAAUUACCACCUGGCAACUCUCCAAAUGGUGAAAGAUCCAAGGCAGGUGACCCAGUUAGUAAUGACAAUAAAGAGAGGGACCUACAGGUGGACAUCCAGGUGCUCUCCGAGGAAGAACCGGUCACUGUGGACACCACGAAGGUGCAGAAGAUGGGGGACUGGACUGUUUUUUACCUGGCUCCAGCUUUCCACAGUUACUUGACUAGAAGUCUUUUUGUGUUGAUGGUGCAUUGUCCAAAUUGUCCAUGUUCAAACGAGCCCGAAAAUACUCCCUUCGUUACAUUUCAUACUCUUCCAGCCCAACGUGGCCGCAGAUCAACCAUUCCAUGGUCUCCGUCUGUUCUAGAGCUCCUACAGCGCCCUCCGGCUUUGGGAGCAGAUAGCGCACAGUGUCAUCGGGGUUCUAUAAACAUAACCUUUGAGGAACUUGGCUGGAACCAAUGGAUUGUGUACCCUGGUAGCUUCCAGUUUCACUAUUGCCACGGCACCUGUUCACCUAGCCAUGGCCUAAGUGCUGCCCUCCACUGGGGGAAUUGUUGUGCCGCAUUGCCCAGCACCAUGAAGCCACUGAGAGUAACAACCACCACGGACGGAGGCUUCUCUUUUCGUUAUGAAGUUGUCCCAAACCUGCUAACCCAAGAUUGCGCCUGCAGUUAAAGGGUCAACCCACUCUGGUGGGCCUCCGACGGCAAGCAACCUGAAUUCCCAACUCCUCCCACCCACCACAGCCAUUAACCACUUCCAUACCAGGCACUUACGCACCUUCCUGCCCAAACCAAUUUUCAGC
Rana temporaria (common frog) is the source of this 1735-nucleotide messenger RNA. RefSeq names its product inhibin subunit alpha (gene INHA). The record is from RefSeq and is a predicted model, not a curated record. Gene Ontology annotation, molecular function: growth factor activity; cytokine activity. Bases 427 to 1605 code for a protein of 392 amino acids. Gene Ontology annotation, biological process: SMAD protein signal transduction. The transcript has 2 exons. Gene Ontology annotation, cellular component: extracellular region. Lineage: Eukaryota; Metazoa; Chordata; Amphibia; Anura; Ranidae.